AUGGCGGCGCCACGGAGCUUGACCGUGAGCGUGGCGGACCGUGCGCUGCGGGGCGUGGCGGACCUGAUCAAGCUACUCCCAAGCGGCACGGUGUUCCUGCUCCAGUUCCUUUCCCCGCUGGUGACCAACAACGGGCAUUGCGCGACGUUCAACAAGGUACUCAGCGGGACGCUGGUGGCCCUCUGCGGCGUCUUCUGCGCCUUCUCCUCCUUCACCGACAGCUACGUGGGGUCCGACGGCCGCGUCUACUACGGCGUGGUGACGCAGCGGGGCCUGCGCACCUUCACGCCCGACCCGGACGCCGCCGCCCGGGACCUGUCGGCGUACCGCCUCCGCGCGGGCGACUUCGUCCACGCCGCGCUGGCGCUGCUCGUGUUCGCCACCAUCGCGCUCCUCGACGCCGACACCGUCGCCUGCCUCUACCCGGCGCUCGAGCUCAGCGAGCGCACCAUGAUGGCCGUGCUCCCGCCCGUCGUCGGCGGCGUCGCGGGGUACGUGUUCAUGGUGUUUCCCAACAACCGGCAUGGUGUCGGGUACCAGCCCACGACCGCCACCGAGGACUUCCAGCACAAAUACUAG
Messenger RNA from Miscanthus lutarioriparius, 579 nucleotides. NCBI's taxonomy places the organism in Eukaryota, Viridiplantae, Streptophyta, Magnoliopsida, Poales, Poaceae. The record is from the annotation of a GenBank genome assembly.